GACGCGCGGCUCGGGCUUCCGCCUUGGGGAGCGGGCGGCGGAGCCCGGGACGCGGAGACCUGGGGUCGCUGCAGCUGGGCGGCCCGCGGGCCCAGGGUGGGAAUGCACCGCCGUGGGGUGGGAGCUGGCGCCAUCGCCAAGAAGAAACUUGCAGAGGCCAAGUAUAAGGAGCGAGGGACGGUCUUGGCUGAGGACCAGCUAGCCCAGAUGUCAAAGCAGUUGGACAUGUUCAAGACCAACCUGGAGGAAUUUGCCAGCAAGCACAAGCAGGAGAUCCGGAAGAAUCCUGAGUUCCGUGUGCAGUUCCAGGACAUGUGUGCAACCAUUGGCGUGGAUCCGCUGGCCUCUGGAAAAGGAUUUUGGUCUGAGAUGCUGGGCGUGGGGGACUUCUAUUACGAACUAGGUGUCCAAAUUAUCGAAGUGUGCCUGGCGCUGAAGCAUCGGAAUGGAGGUCUGAUAACUUUGGAGGAACUACAUCAACAGGUGUUGAAGGGAAGGGGCAAGUUCGCCCAGGAUGUCAGUCAAGACGACCUGAUCAGAGCCAUCAAGAAACUAAAGGCACUUGGCACUGGCUUCGGCAUCAUCCCUGUGGGCGGCACUUACCUCAUUCAGUCUGUUCCAGCUGAGCUCAAUAUGGAUCACACCGUGGUGCUACAGCUGGCAGAGAAGAAUGGCUACGUGACUGUCAGUGAGAUCAAAGCCAGUCUUAAAUGGGAGACCGAGCGAGCGCGGCAAGUGCUGGAACACCUGCUGAAGGAAGGGUUGGCGUGGCUGGACUUACAGGCCCCAGGGGAGGCCCACUACUGGCUGCCAGCUCUCUUCACUGACCUCUACUCCCAGGAUAUUACAGCUGAAGAGGCCAGAGAAGCCCUUCCCUGACUGCGUGUGGAACGGCACACAGCAGCAGGCAGGAAGGAGGAGGAGGGCAAAUAAACCUGGGUAGUUUUAUUAAAAAAAAAAAAAAAAAAGAAAAGAAAAAAGUUCCAAGUU
This is a messenger RNA of Chlorocebus sabaeus (green monkey), 990 nucleotides long. RefSeq names its product SNF8 subunit of ESCRT-II (gene SNF8). Gene Ontology annotation, biological process: protein transport to vacuole involved in ubiquitin-dependent protein catabolic process via the multivesicular body sorting pathway. The record is from RefSeq and is a predicted model, not a curated record. Lineage: Eukaryota; Metazoa; Chordata; Mammalia; Primates; Cercopithecidae. Gene Ontology annotation, cellular component: ESCRT II complex.